UUAAUUUCAGAGCAGCAGGUGAUCAUAACGACGUCAUCAGCGGGAACGACCCCAUUUGAUAGAAACAAAGUGCAUAUAAAGUCAGUAUUAAGAGCCCAAACCGAACAACCAUGAUCCCACUGGGCUUGAAGCUGAGUUUGGCCCUGGUCUUCCUCCUCGGCUUCACGCUCCACAGUGUCUUGGGACGCUGCAGUGUGAAGCACUGUACCGACCCCACGACAUGUGUCCUGUCCACGGACAGAAGGAACUGCCGCUGCAUCAGGGGUUAUUAUGGGGACAAGUGCGACAAAAAUGCACACAUUAAGGUCAUGUGUGGGAAGGACUACAUAUCCAUCCAAGCUUUAGAGGACUACUUCAAAUACUACAAAGUACCGCUGGAGUCCCUGCAUUUACCGAACAAAUCGUGUCAUCUACAAAAAGUGAAGAUCCACGGUGUGUCGUACUACAUGUCCAGGGUAUCCAGGGAACAGUAUUUGGAAUGUGGAGGCAAACCACCCAAGGUCAACUCCACGCAUAUUUUGUAUUCGCUCAGUCUACUGUCAGACCCUCGGAUGCAUGAAAAUAUCAUCAGAGACCAAGUCAUGGAGAUCGACUACACCUGUGUCUAUCCCUUCAUGGGAAAUGUGAGCCUGGGUUUUCCAAUCCUCCCCUUUUCUAGUGAGACCGUGAUACAUGUAGAUGACGUCGACGCCAAAAUACAGAUGACACUGUACACGGACCAGACGUACACUGAGGUCUACACCAGCGCCCCCACUAUCGAACUAGGAGCGAAGGUUUAUGUGGAGGUGGCAGAGACGGAGCCUGUAGAUUCCUUUCGGCUUCUCGUCAGUGAGUGUUGGGCCACGCAGACUCCUCAGACCACGGCUAACACUACAGAGGACUCUGCCUACGCUCUGCUUCUGGACGGGUGUGCUAGUGAUAAAACGGUUUCCUUCAUCAACGGGAGCCGAAAUGGAGAGGGUCCUACCAUUCGCUACAGCUUUGACAUGUUUCGCUUCAAAACGGAACCUAAAAUUUAUCUGCAUUGCACUGUGCAACUCUGUGAGCUGGAAGACACCAUUUCCUGCACUCCUAACUGUAACUCCAUCAGUAAGCGAGAAGCGGUGGGAACAGACUAUACCCAAGCCCUGGUGUCGUAUGGACCCAUCCUACUGGGAGAACCAGAAAGACCUCAAUCAGACAUAUGGACGGUGGUGGUGCCUGCAGCCUGUGUCUUGAUAAUCAUCAUCUCACUCAUCGUCAUUGUCGCCGUGGCAAAGGCAGGCAAGAAGAGGAUUGUAGAAAUAGAGACUUGAUAAAUAUCAUC
Molecule: messenger RNA, 1306 nt
Organism: Sphaeramia orbicularis (orbiculate cardinalfish)
Lineage: Eukaryota; Metazoa; Chordata; Actinopteri; Kurtiformes; Apogonidae
Gene: zpd
Product: zona pellucida glycoprotein d
Exons: 10
Coding region: 111-1295 (394 amino acids)
Source: RefSeq, a predicted model, not a curated record